Molecule: messenger RNA, 4976 nt
Organism: Lonchura striata (white-rumped munia)
Lineage: Eukaryota; Metazoa; Chordata; Aves; Passeriformes; Estrildidae
Source: RefSeq, a predicted model, not a curated record
GGGAGGGAUGCGGGGCCGGCCGCGGGGCCGGGGCCGGGCACGGCUCCUCUCCGCCGCACGAUAAAGCAGCCCCCGCACGGUCGGCGGGGAUGCCGGUGAAGCCAGCGGGCUGCCUGCCCCUCUGUGCCCGGCGCGGCACCAGCGGCUGACCGCGAGCUGCAAUGUUUCCCACCGCCGGCGAUGCCCAGCCCUGCUCCUAGCCUGGCUUCCCGGGGCUGACAUUCCCGGUUUUCUGCUGCUCGGAGGGCAGUGCCACCGAGCAUGCCGCAGGGAGCCCCUCGGCAGCCCAAGGCCAGGGGAGCUCUCCAGUGAGUCCAGCUCCUCAAAGGCAGAGUUGCCUCUUCCCAGCCCGGCUUCGGGAGGCGCCUCGGACAGCGAAUUCCCCUGCGCCCAGCGGGUGUUGAGGUCCUGGAGAGCGGGCCGGAGGAGGGGGCUGCCAUGGAAGAGAAUGUGUUCAGCGUGCAGCAGAUCCAGCCCAACGUCAUCUCGGUGAGGCUCUUCAAGCGCAAGGUGGGCGGCCUCGGCUUCCUGGUGAAGGAGCGCGUCAGCAAACCACCCGUCAUCAUCUCGGACCUGAUCCGGGGCGGGGCUGCCGAGCAGAGUGGCCUCAUCCAGGCCGGGGACAUCAUUUUAGCCGUCAAUGGCAGGCCCCUGGUGGACAUGAGCUAUGAGACGGCGCUGGAGAUCCUGAGGAGCAUCGCCUCCGAGACCUACGUGGUGCUCAUCCUGCGCGGCCCCGAGGGCUUCACCACUCACCUGGAGACCACUUUCACGGGCGACGGGACGCCCAAAACCGUCCGUGUCACCAGACCCCUGUGCCCGGCCCCGAAGGCGGUUGACUUGUCCAACCCAAGCGUUCCCAGCAAAGAGCAGCCACCGCCAGCAGCCAUGGGAUCGCUGUGGAGCAGGGAACCGGGGAAGGAGGUGGAGCCCAUGGUCCACGUUAACGGCGUCGUUCCCGGCAACAAAGGGCCGGAUGCCGGCAAGGACAAGGACAAGGACAAGGACAAGGACGGGACUGGUGGUCACUCCUGCCUCAAUGGUGGCAUGGAAGACAAUGAGCUGCUCAAAGAAAUCGAGCCCGUCCUGGACCUGCUGAAGAGCAGCAGUAAGGACAGCGGUGGAGAUGCGCCCUCCAAGGUAGAGACACGCGAUAUAGAAGUCCAGGUGGACUGUUUCAGGGAAGGGGACAACGAUCCCCAGAAAGCUUUGCCGGCUCGGAUGGAGAACGAUCGUGUCCUGGGGGACCUGUGGGGGAAGAGCAACGUCCCCGGGGUCCUGAACAACCCCUACUCCGAAGCAGAGCAGCCGCCUCCAUCCGGGCGCCAGUCCCCAACCAAGAACGGGAGCCCUUCCAAAUGUCCCCGCUUUGUGAAAAUCAAGAACUGGGAGACGGGCUCCGUGCUCCACGACACCCUGCACCUCAAGACCGCCAUGUCCCCUCAGGCCAUGGCGUGCACCGAGCAGAUCUGCAUGGGCUCCGUGAUGACCCCCAGCCCCCACAUCCGCAAGUCAGAGGACACCAGGAGCAAGGAGGAGGUGCUGCUCCUGGCUAAGGACUUCAUUGACCAGUACUACUCCUCCAUAAAGAGAUCCGGCUCCAAGGCCCACAUGGAGAGGCUGGAGGAGGUGACCAAGGAGAUUGAGGCCACCGACACCUACCAGCUGCGGGACACGGAGCUGAUCUACGGAGCCAAGCACGCCUGGCGCAACGCGGCACGCUGCGUGGGCAGGAUCCAGUGGUCCAAGCUGCAGGUGUUCGAUGCCCGGGACUGCACCACAGCCCAUGGGAUGUUCAAUUACAUCUGCAACCACAUCAAGUAUGCCACCAACAAGGGGAACCUCAGGUCUGCCAUCACCAUCUUCCCGCAGCGCACGGACAGCAAGCACGACUUCCGCAUCUGGAACGCGCAGCUGAUCCGCUACGCCGGCUACAAACAGCCCGACGGCUCCGUGCUGGGGGACCCCGCCAACGUGGAGCUGACCGAGAUCUGCAUCCAGCAAGGCUGGAAGGCUCCGUACGGGCGCUUCGAUAUCCUGCCCCUGCUCCUCCAAGCCAACGGCAACGACCCCGAGCUCUUCGAAAUCCCACCAGAGCUCGUGCUGGAAGUGCCCAUCCGACACCCCAAGUUUGAGUGGUUUAAGGACCUGGGCCUGAAGUGGUACGGGCUGCCAGCCGUUUCCAACAUGCUCCUGGAGAUCGGGGGCUUGGAGUUCUCCGCCUGCCCCUUCAGCGGCUGGUACAUGGGCACGGAGAUCGGCGUCCGCGACUACUGCGACAGCUCCCGCUACAACAUCCUGGAGCAAGUGGCCAAGAAAAUGAACCUGGAUAUGAGGAAAACGUCCUCGCUGUGGAAGGACCAAGCCCUGGUGGAGAUCAACAUCGCUGUGCUCUACAGCUUCCAGAGUGACAAGGUGACCAUCGUGGACCACCACUCGGCCACCGAGUCCUUCAUCAAGCACAUGGAGAACGAGUACCGGUGCCGGGGGGGCUGUCCCGCCGACUGGGUCUGGAUUGUCCCGCCCAUGUCGGGCAGCAUCACCCCCGUCUUCCACCAGGAGAUGCUCAACUACCGCCUGACGCCCUCCUUUGAGUACCAGCCGGACCCCUGGAACACCCACGUCUGGAAAGGGGUCAAUGGGACACCCACCAAGAAGAGGGCCAUUGGCUUUAAGAAGCUGGCAAAGGCUGUGAAGUUCUCGGCCAAGCUGAUGGGCCAAGCCAUGGCCAAGAGGGUCAAGGCCACCAUCCUGUACGCCACAGAAACGGGCAAGUCCCAGGUCUAUGCAAAAACCCUGUGUGAGAUCUUCAAACACGCCUUUGAUGCCAAGGUGAUGUCCAUGGACGAGUACGACGUGGUGCACCUGGAGCACGAGACCAUGGUCCUGGUGGUCACCAGCACCUUCGGCAAUGGGGACCCACCUGAGAAUGGAGAGAAAUUUGGCUGUGCAUUAAUGGAGAUGAAGAAUCCCAACUCCAACCUGGAGGAGAGGAAGAGCUACAAGGUCCGGUUCAACAGCGUCUCCUCCUACUCGGAUGCCAGGAAAUCCUCCAGUGAUGGCCCUGACUCCAGGGACAACUUCGAGAGCACGGGGCCCCUGGCAAACGUCAGGUUCUCCGUGUUCGGGCUGGGCUCCCGGGCUUACCCCCACUUCUGCGCCUUCGCCCGCGCCGUGGACACGCUCCUGGAGGAGCUGGGCGGAGAGAGGAUCCUCCGCAUGGGAGAAGGGGAUGAGCUCUGUGGCCAGGAGGAAUCCUUCAGGACCUGGGCCAAGAAGGUCUUCAAGGCAGCGUGUGACGUGUUCUGCGUGGGGGAUGAUGUCAACAUCGAGAAAGCCAACAACUCCCUGAUCAGCAACGACCGCAGCUGGAAGAGGAGCAAGUUCCGCCUGACCUACGUGGCUGAGGCCCCGGAGCUCACACAAGGACUGUACAGCAUCCACAAAAAGCGCGUCUAUGCAGCCCGGCUCCUCACACGCCAGAACCUGCAGAGCCCCAAGUCCAGCCGCCUGACGAUUUUCCUGCGCCUGCACACCAACGGGCACCAGGAGCUGCAGUACCAGCCCGGGGACCACCUGGGCGUCUUCCCAGGCAACCACGAGGACUUGGUCAAUGCCCUCAUAGACAGGCUUGAGGAUGCCCCUCCGACCAACCAGGUGGUGAAGGUGGAGCUGCUGGAGGAGAGGAGCACAGCUCUAGGUGUCAUCAGCAACUGGACAGACGAGAACCGUGUCCCACCCUGCACCAUCUUCCAGGCCUUCAAGUACUACCUGGACAUCACCACGCCUCCCACCCCGCUGCUGCUGCAGCAGUUCGCUCUGCUGGCCACCAGUGACAAGGAGAAGAAACGUCUGCAGGUCCUCAGCAAGGGCUUGCAGGAGUACGAGGAGUGGAAGUGGUCCAAGAACCCCACGAUCGUGGAGGUGCUGGAGGAGUUCCCCUCGGUGCAGAUGCCCUCCACACUGCUGCUGACGCAGCUGCCCCUCCUGCAGCCCCGCUACUACUCCAUCAGCUCGUCGCCGGAGAUGUACCCAGGGGAGGUGCACCUCACCGUGGCCGUGGUGUCCUACCGCACCCGAGAUGGAGAGGGACCGAUCCACCACGGCGUGUGCUCCUCGUGGCUCAGUCGGAUCCAGACGGAUGAAGUGGUGCCCUGCUUUGUACGAGGUGCCCCCGGGUUCCACCUGCCCCAGGACCCCCAGGUGCCCUGCAUCCUCAUCGGCCCCGGCACCGGCAUCGCCCCUUUCCGCAGCUUCUGGCAGCAGCGGCUCUUCGACAUCCAGCACAAAGGGCUGAAGCCGUGUCCCAUGGUGCUGGUGUUUGGCUGCCGGCAGUCCCGGAUCGACCACAUCUACAAGGAGGAGACGCUCUUUGCCAAAGCCCAGGGUGUCUUCAGAGAGCUGUACACGGCCUAUUCCCGGGAACCCGACAAACCAAAGAAAUACGUGCAGGACGUGUUGCAGGAGCAGCUGGCCCAGACCGUGUUCAGAGCACUGAAGGAGCAGGGAGGCCACAUCUACGUCUGCGGGGAUGUCACCAUGGCCGGGGAUGUCCUCAAGGCCGUGCAGCUCAUUGUGAGGCAGCAGGGCCAGCUGUCGGCCGAGGAGGCAGGAGCCUUCCUCAGCAAGCUGCGGGAUGACAGCCGGUACCACGAGGAUAUUUUUGGAGUCACCCUGCGCACGUACGAGGUGACAAACCGCCUUAGAUCCGAGUCCAUCGCGUUCAUCGAGGAGAGCAAAAAAGACACGGAUGAGGUUUUCUGCUCCUAACUGGACCCUUCGCCCCCAGGGGAUGCCAAACCAGUCCCAGCACCUGCUGCCCCCUCCAGCUGGAGGGCACUGGGUUUUGUAUUUCACGGACACGGUGGCUCCUUUCCCAGGGGAAUACCCCUGGAAAGCGCUCUGUCUCUCGUCCUGUUGUUGUGUCCUGAUGAUGAUGAUGAUGAUGAUGAUGAUGAUGACUUUUAUUUCCUUUC